ACAUUUUCCUUCUUUCUCCUUCAUUUGGUCUCCAGUGUUUGUGCAGUGAGCGUUGUUGUUCGUAGUGCGAAGCACGUGCCGGAUAUUUUUUAUUUGAUAUAUCAAGCAAAUAUAAAACCAAUUUUACCAAAAUGGCAGACGCAGCUAUUGAAAAGAAAGAUGCCGCGCCCGAGGAAGUUUCCUCGACUGAGGCGGCAAAAGAAUCGCCAGUGAAGAAAUCUCCCGCCAAAAAGGUUGCGGAGCCUGAGAGCAACGGUAAGGAAGAGAAUGGCAGCGGAGACGCGCCCGAAGAGACACCAGCUGAAAAUGGAGACGAAGACAGCAAUGACGCUGUUGAAAAUGGUGAUGCCGUCGAAGAAAAGAAGGAAGCCGGUGUCAAGAGGAAAUCUGUAGCGACAGACAAUGGUGAGUCUGAAAAGACCACACCAGAGAAGAAGUCGAAAGUGGUCGAAGAGGCUCCACCCGCCGAGGAAGAGGCGGCCUAAAGAUACAUAAACACAACGCUUGGUUUACUGCAAUGCAUUCAUGUUCAUUAGGGUUCAACUCAUACAUACAUAUCCUCUAUAUACAUUUACAAUGCCAAAACUAUAGUUUUUAUACAUUGUUACAUAUUUGUACGCUUUAUAUAACAGAGUUGGGCCCUUUUGCGACCGCACUAGUUUAAGUUUAUAAUACAAAUGUAUUUAACUUACCUGUGGAAGUACCUGUGAAGUGUAGAUUUCUUAACAGUCAUGUCAUGUGCAUCGCAGUGAACUGACCAUGCACUAGAUUGGAUUCCGAGUUUGCUGUUUGCGUAUUGGUUAUUGAAUUGAAUCAUUGGUCAUGGAACAUUUCCACCACUAGGUACUGCCAAAGUUAUUCACUCAAUGUGAAGAUCAGUCCGGGAUCCGUUCUGUGAACGAUGCGACACAACAGCUUCAGUAACAAGGAUUUUAUUAAGAUAAGGUUAAUUAAAAUUAAAGUGUUAGAUAAAUAAUUCAGUUGUAAAUUUAAGUUAGCAAUUUAAUGUCGCACAUUUACUACAUAGGCAUUAUUUACUUAACCAAUAAACAUUCCUUUGACUUGGGUUGGAAUGCAUCGUGGACUUGCCUUGAUUGAAGUCCGCCGUGCAUCAGUAAUUUUAAGAAUUUUUAAAGUUCAAAGUUGACAAGGUGAUAGUUCAUAUUGACAUACUAAUUUUUUUGUGUGCUAUUUUUGAAUUCUAUGGGUCUUUAUUUUCUUAUUGCUGUUUUUUUUUUCUAAUUUAUUUUUGCUUCUCAUUAAUGUGAUAGAUACAAAUCUCGAAUGUAAGAUAUCUCUGCGGAUGUGAAUCCUAAUUCUCAUGCUGCAACAAAUAUUUGAAACGGUGUUCCAAGCUGAGGAAUUAUAUAUUAAGAUUUUGACUAACUUUUUUUCAAAUUAUUUUUCGGACCUUAAUAAAUUCUGAAGUACAUAUAGUUUUAGACCGUAGUAUGUACAGUCUAACACUACUUAGUGAGUCAGUGUUUGUAAAAGAUUUUUAAAUUCAGGCAAUAAAAUAGUCUAAUAAA
Messenger RNA from Danaus plexippus (monarch butterfly), 1529 nucleotides. RefSeq names its product nucleolin-like. The record is from RefSeq and is a predicted model, not a curated record. The transcript is spliced from 3 exons. Lineage: Eukaryota; Metazoa; Arthropoda; Insecta; Lepidoptera; Nymphalidae. The coding region runs from base 132 to 485 and encodes 117 amino acids.